GUCAUCAAGGAGGACAAGUGGUUCGUGGAAAACGGUGGAGGCGGGUGGAAGCUGUUGCAGGGCGACAAUGUGGGACCCAACGUGGCGCUACGAGGGAGGGAGUUUGAUCUCGUGCAGCUGCUCGACAGCGAAAUCGGCCGAAGAGGCGUCUCAGGCUUCGAUACCGCGGGUCUGCUCGACCGGUACGCUGGUGGGCCUCCGAACUGCGCGGACCUGUUCUAUCUAAAGGUGGAGCUGCGCGACGGUGACCACAAGCCACUGAUGUCGUUUGACUCGACAGUCCUCACGGCAGUCCCAGAGUGGCGGCUGGUCUCCUCCACGCUCUUUGGCUUCGGGCCCGGCGUUCGAUAUCUCUACUGGGAGGACGGGGCCAAGGACGUGGAGAACUGGGCGGGCCACUUCGGGACCAAGAUAGCCGGCGCCUUCCUGGAGUUCAAGUGGCACCCCAACGACCAGCUCGCACGCUUGGGCAUCAGGGAGAGCAUCGCGAGCUACCUGCCGGAGAGGGAGGCGCCCUGCGCCCUGCCCUUCUACACCAACUUCGACCAGGGAGUCGGACACCGGCUCUUCAGCGCGGGCGAGCUGGUGCGCGAGGGGGAGUGGAGCCACCUCAGCCGGCAGAGCCUGCAGCCCACGUACCGCUAUGGCCAACGUUGUGGCGACUGCAUUGAGUUCGGCAUUGGGCACGACCUGGCCUUUGAAGGCGGUUCGUGUCUGCUGGUGUCGGGCCAGUUCGACAGCCGGGUCCCGGCGCCCGGAGAGGCGCCCUAUCAGCUCGCGCGGCUGUUCAAGACCUGCCUCGCCCUGCCCACCGGUGAUCGGUCCGCGCUGCUGCUGGUCUCCAUCACGCAUCGCCCAGAGACCCCCAACGCUACGGUCGAGCUCGUGCUGGAGCUCGACGACGCCUCGCUCGUUCGGCUGGCCACGCCUACACGCUCCCCAGCCCGCCCACUGCUCGAGGGUAAGACGGCGGGCGAAGUGCUCGUGAUCGAGGCCGCGCACGUCGAUCGCCUCCACGGCUGGGACCGAGCCGCGUAUCGGGUGCCGGCCGAUGUUCUGGGCGGGCGACGCGUCGUGGGCCUGGCACUGCUCAGCCAGGAUCUCACUCGCGAGCCCUCGCGCGCCAGUACGGGCCUGACCGCGUUCAAGGCGCGCGUGGGCGAGAUUCGCAUCAACUCGGCCCAGCCGACGCAAGACGAGAAUCAGCCGACCUCGACGGCGGCAGCGUCGUGGUGGUUCCCGCGGCCGCCACCGGUGUGCCGCUUGCAGGGGAGGACAUCGUGGACCAUCGCCUCGCUCCACCCCCACCUGGCCAGCAGCGCCAACCUCGCCCAAGAAGAGGAAAGCGGCGGCGCUAAGGAGGUGCGCCUGGCCAACGUGUGGCUGACGUGGGAGCGCCCCACCGCUGCCGACAGAGCCCAGGAGGUGGAGAGCUGCGACGUCUACUUCGCGGGCAAGUUCUUGGGGCGGAGCUAUGCCAACGGGUACUUUGCCGAGAACGUAUUAUAUGAGGCGCCGACCCGCGCCGACGACAGCGAAGGAGAGCGCAUGGCGGACGCCGCGCGGGUGGUGGUCAAGUGGUGA
Messenger RNA from Acanthamoeba castellanii str. Neff, 1584 nucleotides. Its product is annotated as Mannosyl-glycoprotein endo-beta-N-acetylglucosamidase. Gene Ontology annotation, molecular function: mannosyl-glycoprotein endo-beta-N-acetylglucosaminidase activity. Lineage: Eukaryota; Discosea; Longamoebia; Acanthamoebidae. Gene Ontology annotation, biological process: protein deglycosylation. The transcript has 10 exons. The record is from RefSeq and is a predicted model, not a curated record. The annotation marks the transcript as partial.